AUAUGAUCCAGACCUGUGCAUGAAUUGCUUUGAUUAGUCAGAGUGAACAUUCCAUAAUGAGUGGUGCAGCUUUGGGACUCGAGAUUGUUUUUGUCUUUUUUCUGGCGUUGUUCCUACUUCAUCGAUACGGAGACUUUAAGAAACAGCAUAGACUUGUAAUUGUUGGAACACUGCUUGCUUGGUAUCUCUGCUUUCUUAUCGUCUUCAUACUGCCCCUGGAUGUUAGUACGACAAUAUAUAACAGGUGCAAGCAUGCUGCUGCAAACUCAAGCCCUCCUGAGAAUAGCAACAUUACAGGAUCAUAUGCAACUGCUAUCCCAGUUCCAAGCCAACAUCCAUGUUUCAAGCCAUGGAGUUAUAUUCCUGAUGGAAUCAUGCCAGUUUUCUGGAGGGUAGUGUAUUGGACAUCACAAUUUUUAACAUGGAUUCUUUUACCCUUUAUGCAGUCAUAUGCAAGGUCAGGAGGGUUUUCGAUCACUGGGAAGAUCAAAACUGCACUUAUUGAGAAUGCAAUCUAUUAUGGCACCUAUUUGCUGAUUUUUGGAGCAUUUUUAAUUUAUGUAGCUGUAAACCCACGUUUGCACUUAGAAUGGAACCAGCUUCAGACAAUUGGAAUAGCUGCUGCAAAUACAUGGGGUCUGUUUCUGCUUGUAUUGUUGUUGGGGUAUGGCUUGGUGGAAAUUCCUCGGUCAUACUGGAAUGGAGCAAAAAAGGGUUAUCUACUAAUGAAGACUUAUUUUAAGGCAGCCAAACUGAUGACAGAGAAAGCAGAUGCAGAAGAGAAUUUAGAAGACAUCAUGGAGGAGGUUCAUAAAGUGAAUGAAAGCAUCAAGUAUAACCACCCAUUGAGAAAAUGUGUUGAUACAAUACUUAAAAAGUGCCCUACAGAGUACCAGGAAAAAAUGGGUAGGAACAUGGAUGAUUAUGAAGAUUUUGAUGAAAAACAUAAUACCUAUCCAAGUGAAAAAAGUCUAGUAAAACUGCAUAAGCAGGUGAUUUAUUCAGUUCAGAGGCACCGUCGAACUCAAGUACAAUGGCAAAUUCUUUUGGAACAGGCAUUUUAUCUGGAAGAUGUAGCAAAAAAUGAAGCCAGUGCAACUCGUCAGUUUGUUCACACUUUUCAGUCACCAGAGCCAGAAAAUAGAUUUACCCAGUAUUUUUAUAAUCCAACAGUUGAAUGGUACUGGGAAUGCCUUUUACGACCCUGGUUUUACAGGAUACUUGCUGUGGUUUUGUCUGUCUUCUCUGUGAUUGUUGUGUGGUCAGAGUGCACAUUCUUUAGCACUAGACCUGUCCUAUCCCUCUUUGCAGUCUUCAUACAGCUGGCAGAAAAAACAUACAAUUAUAUUUAUAUCGAGAUUGCUUGCUUCUUUUCCAUCUUCUUCCUAAGUAUCUGUGUUUAUUCUACUGUGUUCAGGAUCCGUGUAUUUAACUAUUAUUACUUGGCUUCACAUCACCAGACUGAUGCUUACAGCCUUCUUUUCAGUGGCAUGUUAUUUUGCCGUUUAACUCCUCCUUUAUGUCUUAAUUUUUUGGGUUUGACCCAUAUGGAUUCAUCCAUCUCUCACCAGAAUACUCAGCCAACUGCUUAUACAUCUAUUAUGGGUUCCAUGAAAGUUUUAUCCUUUAUUGCAGAUGGCUUCUAUAUAUAUUAUCCUAUGUUGGUGGUAAUUCUCUGCAUUGCUACUUAUUUUAGCUUGGGAACCCGUUGUUUGAAUCUGCUUGGUUUCCAGCAGUUCAUGGGAGAUAAUGAUAUGACAUCUGACUUAGUUGAUGAAGGAAAAGAAUUAAUCAGACGAGAGAAGAGAAAAAGGCAAAGGCAAGAAGAAGGUGAAAAUCGAAGAAGAGAAUGGAAAGAACGUUAUGGACACAGUAGAGAAGAUUCCACUAGAAACAGAAGUGUUCAUACUGACCCAAAAGAGUCAAACUUCUCAGAUAUUAGUACCAACCGGUCAUCCAGAUAUACCAGGGCUAAUAAUAGGACUGAAAGAGACCGAAUAGAACUCCUCCAAGAUGCAGAACCUUUGGAUUUUAAUGCAGAAACAUUCACUGAUGAUCCUCUUGAAUCUGAAUCAGGAAGGUAUCAGCCUGGUGGACGAUAUCUCUCGAUGUCUCGCAGCAAAAUAUUUGAUGAUGUCUAAAGUAUGAAAGAAUUUAUGUUACAGUUAUCUGAGGUCAACACAUCAGUUCAGUCUUUAUGAACAUCUGUAUGCCCUAAAAUUUACUCUGUGCUCUGGAUAAAAAGUGUCAGGAUAACAAACAAGGCAUGGAUAAUUAAAUACAUCCUAGUAAUAAUUGUUUGUCUAUUGUUCAUUGAAUAGAAUAUCAUCUUUCUAAUAGGAUUUACCUUAUUUUUAUGCAAAUAACGCACACCUUCUGUGUUUGUUUUCCAGCCACACCCUCCCCCCCACCACGAGGCACCCUCACAAGCACCUCCAUGCCAAUCCUCCACCACGGUGUUGUUGUAAAAAAAAAAAUUAGCAUACUGCGCUUACAAAAAAUACCUCACAGGGGGAGGCUGCAGCCAGCAAACAAUCACAGAAGGCAUGCAUUAUUUGCGUAAAAAUAUGGUGUUACAUACCAUUCCUUAAAUAUCUGCCUUAGAAGUACAGUUACCCUGGAGGGAUUUAAUUCAUGAUGAAGAUCCGUGUAUGUUGAGAACAUGUAAUUUAGUUUGGUUUAGAUUAACUUUUUUCAGGAAAGUCAUUUUUUUUUAAGGUCCAAGGAAGCUGUAAAUCAUAACUGUAGUUUUCUAAUGAUUUACAUUUUUGUCAUUUCUAAAGAAGAUGUUAAAACUGUAUUUCCCAAAGAGCUAUAAGUGAAUAAAGACCUCAAAUAAUAGUCAUAUUCACAAAAUCCCUGUCUUAAAACAAGACUUACUUACCGGUCAUAACAAUGUAAAAAGCUCUUUUUCAACUCUGUAGGCAAAUUAGUGAGGUUUUUGCAUGUAUAAUUAAAAUUAUCCUUCAACUGCUAGUGUUAAUAUCUUUAGCAUGUAUAGAAUAAUCAGGUGACGUAUUUUUUUUCAGUCUUUGGUAGUAACUGGAAAUUUUUUUACACUUUUGGUAUUGCUUUGUAAAAGAUUUUAUUUCAGAGAGAAAUGUUCACCUUUGUCAUUUAACAUAUUAAUUUAAGGUUUGAUCAUUCAAGGAAAAUCCAAAGCAUUAUUAGUAAAUAAUUGUUUUUGUUUUAAUAGCCAAAGAGUCCCACAAAAUUCCCUAAUUUUUAAAGGUGCCUAUUGAUGUUUUUAUAAAAAGAACAUCUGAUUAUACAACGGGAAAAAGUGAAUCCAUUUACUGCUGUUACUAACCCUUAAAUUGUGAUUAAUAGAAAGCAGAAAACUAAAUUAGAAUGGAAAUGUGUUAAAAUAACUUGUUGGUUAAACAUGCUUAAUAUUUAAAUUGAUUUUUUUAAACCUCUGUGUUUAAGCCAAAGUCAGGUAUUGUAUUUUAAAGCACCAGUGUUUUAUUGCAAAGUGAACAUGGUUGAGUGCAACAUGCUUGCAGAAAGUCUUUAUCUCCCUGAAAUAUUUGCAAAUUUUAUAGGAUCCAUAAUAUAUUGGUGACUAUAUUUGAGCUUGUUCAAGACAGUCCCAGUUUAACACCUAUUAUCGUACAUAAUUAUUAAUAGUGCUCAUUUUCACUCUCAACUGUUCCAGUUUGAAGAUAGACUACAUGGUCACCCUAAUAAUAUGAUUGUGUGUUUGUUAAAGGUGAUCUUUCUCUGAAUCAUAAAUUUGAAAUUUUUAUUUUCUUCUUUAAUUAGUGUCCUCAUGUAAUUUUUGUAAAGAUACAGUUCCAUACAGGUAGUAAAAAGAAUAGUGUCAUCCUUCUUAUCUGAUUUUCUUCAGUUUUUAUGAUCUUUGAGAUUUAGAUCCCCUUUAAAAUAAUCAUCAAUGAAGAUUUACUCUCUGAGCCCAAGGUUGUAGAGACUGUUCAUUUGAAUACACACACACAGCCUUUUAUUGUAAAGUGUGGUCAGAAAGCAAUAGGCCAGGAGCAGAGAUAAUGUAAUACUGUUUGUAACCUCAUGAUUGACUCAUUGAAUACCUUGGGCAAAUCAUAUAACCUUUCAGUGCCUCAGUUUCUUUGUUUGCAAAAUGAAGGUGAUACUUGGUAUCUACCUAUUGAUCUACCUCACAAAGCUAUUGUGAGGGUACUGAGUUUAUAUACUAGCAUUGGGAAAAAAAAAGUCAUUAGUCAUGCUAUUUAUACUAGUGGUACUUAAAGGUGUUAGAUGCAAAAAUGAUCAUAAUAAGGCCUGGUUCCUUAUUAUUAAAAAGAAACUUACAAGUCCCCAAAGCAAAAACUCUGUUUGAAACAAUUCAUCAAAAUUCCUGUGAAAAUAGUGUUGUUUCUCAUAAGAUUUCAUCAUGAGAUUCAGAUGCUGUUGUAGAAGUAGGAGCACGAAAAGGGAAGAAAUAAUCCAAUUACUUUUAUGACUGAUUUUUAUAACACUCUAAGACAAAUUGAUAGGAAUGUAUAAGGGAACAUUACUACUUUCCUUUAUUAUUAAGUUUUUAUGAUUGUAAUAAAUGAAGUAUAUAUAUACCUUCACAAACAGUAUAAAUCCUUAUAUGACUUUUGAGUUAUUUCCAAAAUAAGUUUUAGUUGUUUCAGUGAUCCAGAACAUUCAGCCUUUAAGCAGAGUUUGUCUUAUAGGAUUUUAUAUACAAAUCAUUUAGGAAGGUUGCCUUGCUCAUUCUCUAAUAGUAGACUACUCUUUGAGAGGUUAAUUAUCGAUCUUUUAGAGGUUAGUAGUAUGUCUGAAUUCAGAAGGCAGUCAUUUAACCCCUGAAAAUGAAGAGUUUAUUGCUGGAAAACUGAGUUAACAUUUAUUAAGCCUGAUUGUGUCAAAAACCAAAACAAACAAAAAAACUGUAGUAGGUACAUUCUGAUUUGAAAAGCUUAUAAAAAUUUAAUGAUAUUUAUUAUAAAACAUUACUAAAUUCAUAUACUUUACAUGCAAAGUACAGUUCUUGAAGAACUAGUUCUGGCACUUUUUGAUGUCUUUUUAAAUCUAAUAAUUAACUGAUUAGAGUUUUGUAAAUUAUUUUUUAAAUAAUUGUUAGAUAAGAAUAUUCAGUAAGCUGGUAAUUCACAAUAACCACUGCAAAAAGUAAUAAUAAUCUAUAAAUUUCAUGACUCACCAGUAAAUUGCUAAUUACUAUAUCAGUAACUUGUUAUUAUCAAUGGAGCGUUUUUGUAAAAAAAAAAAAAAAAAAUCCUAAAGUACAAAAUAAA
Trichechus manatus latirostris (Florida manatee) is the source of this 5243-nucleotide messenger RNA. It is a transcript of the gene LMBRD2, whose product is annotated as LMBR1 domain containing 2. The record is from RefSeq and is a predicted model, not a curated record. Gene Ontology annotation, cellular component: membrane. Bases 57 to 2141 code for a protein of 694 amino acids. The transcript has 17 exons. Lineage: Eukaryota; Metazoa; Chordata; Mammalia; Sirenia; Trichechidae. Gene Ontology annotation, biological process: adrenergic receptor signaling pathway.